AUGAUUGGAUUGAACCUGUGCCUGGUGUUGAUCGUCGUUGUUCCACAUCGAGGGGGAUCCUGUACAGACCCAGGCUCAAUCGAAAGGCGAUUCGAUUCCAUGGGACUCCCCUUAUACGACAUGAUGGAGAUGGAGGAAAAUCAUCCCCAAGCCAGACCCGUUUGGAAUUCCUAUAGCUUUGGACUCGGGAAGCGAUCCCCCAUGUACUCCUUUGGACUAGGGAAGAAAUGGGAUCACGAUGACGUUCCGAGCGACAAGAGGAGUCGAUACAACUUCGAUCUGGGCAAGAAGUUUGGGGUGAUGCAGUACUCUAUCGUUCCCGUCGAGAGAUCUGGGGAUUUUUCUUUCGGUCUGGGGAGGAAAAGAUCCUCGUAUUCCUUUGGACUGGGCCGGAGAAAUGGAUCUCCUGGCUACGAUUUCGGACUCGGAAAACGAGAUGACAAAAGGGCUAGACAAGAUUUCUCCUUUGGCCUGGGUAAGCGACCAACGGAUCCCGAAACAGAAUCCCGUCGUUAA
Messenger RNA from Darwinula stevensoni, 516 nucleotides. The record is from the annotation of a GenBank genome assembly. Lineage: Eukaryota; Metazoa; Arthropoda; Ostracoda; Podocopida; Darwinulidae.